Molecule: messenger RNA, 931 nt
Organism: Rhipicephalus sanguineus (brown dog tick)
Lineage: Eukaryota; Metazoa; Arthropoda; Arachnida; Ixodida; Ixodidae
Product: probable G-protein coupled receptor Mth-like 11
Exons: 1
Coding region: 176-931 (251 amino acids)
Biological process (GO): cell surface receptor signaling pathway; G protein-coupled receptor signaling pathway
Cellular component (GO): membrane
Molecular function (GO): G protein-coupled receptor activity
Source: RefSeq, a predicted model, not a curated record
GCCUCCGAAGCUGCGGCGUUCGCCAGCCAGAUACAGGUCGGAGUGGCAAAGCAACUACAGUCUACGCGACCGCAUCGCGCUCGCCUGCACAGCCCUUUCGAUAUGUUUCCUCAUUCUCAAACUCAUCGUGUUCUGCGCAUUCAAGGAGGCUCGCAACUCGUCCUCAAGUUGCACGAUGUGCAUGGCCGGGACGCUCCUAGUCGCCCAAGUGCUGUUCCUGAUCACCAAGUGCGCCGAUCUCGAGGAGUACGUUUGCUUCGCCGGCGCGGUUUUCGGCCAUUACUGCUUCCUUAGUACGUUCUUGUGGACAGGCGUUCUGUCCUUCGACAUCUGGAAAAGCCUCACAACCGUCCAAGUGCCCUCGAAUAGCAAGAACACCCUGGCCUCGUACUCUUUUCUCGCCUGGGGAGUACCCCUGCUUGUCGUCAGCGGAGCUGUGGCGGUAGAUCAGACGGCUCCCGAUUCCGUGUUGUCUCCGAACUACGGUGACCCUAUCUGCUUUAUCGGCUCCUUCUGGGGACUCGUGGUGUACUUCUUCGUACCCAUGGCUUCGCUAGUUUUGUUCUGCCUCGUUCUCUACUUCAACACGGUGUGGUACAUUCGCACGACAUCUUCCGCAGCACAAGGAGCGGACGACGUCCCGAAGCCCGGACGCAGGGACCGCCCCAAGUGUGGUCAACAAAGAACCAACCUCGCGCUUUUCGUUCGCCUAUCUCUCGUCAUGGGCGCUCCCUGGGCCAUCGCCCUCGCGGGAUCGUUCGUCCCCAACAGAAUCACCGACUCCGUCAUGGACGUGAUGGUCGGUUCGCAGGGGGUCUACCUGUUCUUUAUCUUCAAGGACUACCGCUACAUUUGGGCGUAUCUUCGCAAGAAAGUCGCGAAGACAGCUCCCAGCACGACCUCUUGUACGUCCGCUUCACGCAGUACUUAA